Molecule: messenger RNA, 1470 nt
Organism: Botrytis cinerea B05.10
Lineage: Eukaryota; Fungi; Ascomycota; Leotiomycetes; Helotiales; Sclerotiniaceae
Exons: 1
Coding region: 388-1470 (360 amino acids)
Source: RefSeq, a predicted model, not a curated record
GAGAGCAGAUUUCGGGGGAAAGCAUUUCUUUCACUUCUAUGCGCAGUACUCCUUUUAAUUCAAUUUCACGUUUGUUGUCCUUGUUUGUCUUGCGAUGUUUUUCUGCUACGUGAUUCUCCCGAAUACCAAUCAAUGUUAUUGCGGUAUUGAUUGAUAUUCACACCUUUAUCAUUUUUCUUCUGAUUCGCUACGCCCACCCAUUCAUCAGUCCUUUAUACUUUGGAAAGGUCGCCCAUCACAUUACGACUUAAAACGGUGACGUCCAAGGCAUUGAUUUUGGCCUUAGAAUUACAUCACCACUCGAUAUCGGUGCUCUACUGUUGGCUGUACUACAAAAGUCUGCUCACGUUGGAUCUACGCUUCUAGACCAGGCCUGAAUCCACAAUCAUGACAACCACCAUAACCACGAGAUUCAAGAACACUAUUUCACAUUCAGCAAGAGCAGACGACAGCGACAAUGCAUCACCCAACCUCUCCUCAACCUCUUUGGUUUCGCCUCCAAGAAAGAAAAAGAGGGAGUUAAACACAUUAUCUGGCAUUAUUACAGCUAAAUUUACCCAACGUUUCACGCGCUUCCUUGACCUACCAACUGAACUACGACUAAUUGUCUGGGGAUAUGCAUUUCCCGGUCCUGUCGUUCACGAAUUAUACCCCAGCUGUCCGACCAGCUCACCUUAUAACUUCAAAACAAAACUUCGAUCAAACAGGCGGCGAAUUCCUGCACUUUUGCAUGCAAGUCAUGAAUCACGAGGAGUCGCUUUGAACCAUUACUGUCUAAUGGCAUACGAUCCGCCGCCGGUGACAGAGCCCCGCGAGGCUGUUGCUGGAAUCACGCCGUUUUACUUCAAUCCUGCAAUUGAUACACUAUUCCUAAAUUGUGUGGCAUCAAUAUUUCUCGACGUGAGGUGGUUUUUACUUGAUGAAACACCGAAAUCAAUUGCGCCGAUGAAAAAAUGGAAGAACGUAGCAUUGGACAGUUUACAUAUGCGAUUUGUGGCAGUGGUUGCGAGCGACCUACCAACACCACAACAUAGGAUUCGAGAGUUAUUCCCAGAUCUGGAAAUAUUAAGUAUUGCGGUUGACAGUAGGAAUAGUGCUAGAAGAAGAUUAAGAGCGAGUUUAAGGCCAGGGCAUGCGACGGAGCUGGUUACUGUAGGUGUGGAUGAUGUGGAGGGAAGUGAUGAGAUUGGCGUAUAUUUUGAAAAGGAUUUUGGCAUUGACCACCGCAAUACUGGAGCGAGUUCGACAACAAAUUUGGCGGCGAGCGUUACCAUCACUGAGGUAGACGAUGACGAGGAUGACAUUCAAGAGGAACAAGCGGAGGAUAAUAGGAUGCCGGAAUUAAGGAUGUGCAAAGUUAAGAGAGAUAGGUUCUACGUAGGUCUGAAACAAGACUUCGUUUACUCCUAUGUAGGAGCUAUACAAUUACUGAGAGCUGCACGCAGAAGAAUACUUAGAAGAGGUAGAUAG